AUGAGGAAGGGUGUGGUGGUGAUAGUGAGCACAACUAUGGCGGUGGUGGCAGUAGGGGCAUUCAUCAGAAAAUGGAAGCGAUGGAAAGAACAACAGAUGAAGCAAACGAAGCACAUAAUUAGAAAGUUUGCAAGAGAAAGUGCCACCCCAUUAGCAAAGCUUUGGCAAGUAGCUGAUGAUAUGGUGUCGAGCAUGAAAAUCUCUCUUGCUUCUUCCGGUGAAUCUUCCUCUCUCGACAUGGUCCUUUCCGACGUUACAUCCCUCCCACUUGGAGAUGAAGAAGGAUUUUUUUAUGGGGCUAAUUUGCAUGGAACGCAUUUGUUGAUGUUGUGUGCGCGGCUAGGAGGAAAGAAUAUGCCUAUCUCUGCCUUACAAAGAGAACAGAUUUCCAUCCCUGAUGCUGUCUUGGCUGGUCCUUCUGAGGAAAUAACUGAUUACGUAGCUACAGAGAUUGCUAAGUUCGUUUCGGGGCAUUCUGGGAUCGACGAGAGUGCACCCACCAAAAACAAGAAUUUGGGCUUCACCUUGUCAUAUCCAGUCGAUCAAGUUAUGCCUUUCAUGGCCACAACAUUUCAACGCAAAAACUCAAACGACUCAGUUCACAAAGGAAUGGUGAAGGACCUAAAUCGAGCGUUGACUAACCAUGGAGUGAAAAUGCAAGUUGCUUCUCUGGUUGAUGAAACUAUUGGAGGCUUGGCCGGUGGAAGAUACUAUAAUAGGGAGAGCGUGGCUGCAGUUACCCUUGCCAUGAACACAAAUGCUGCUUAUGUAGAACCAGCAGAGGAAGUUGCCAGUGAUCUCACACAAUCUCCCAAUUCAACUGAACUGGUGAUUAGCAUGGAGUGGGGAAACUUCAAUUCCCCUCAUCUUCCUUUAACAUCAUAUGAUGCUAGUGUAGAUGCUGAAAGCUCAAAUCCUGGUAGCCAGGUUUUCGAAAAGCUUAUUUCAGGAAUGUAUUUGGGAGAAGUUGUGAGACAUGUCUUGUUGAAGUUGGCCCAGGAAACAGCCUUAUUUGGAAACACAGUGCCUCCAAAGUUAAGGACUCCAUACAUACUAAGGUCCCCAGAUGUGGCUUCCAUGCAUCAAGAUACGUCGGAGGAUCGUGAAAUAGUGGCUGAGAAACUGGGAGAGAUUUUCGAGAUCGAUAAUUGUGAUCUAAUGGCACGGGAAGUGGUGGCUGAGGUGUGUGACAUAGUAGCAGAGAGGGGUGCACGGUUAGCGGGAGCUGGAAUUGUGGGAAUAAUUAAGAAGCUUGGGAGAAUUGAGAAUAGAAAGAGUGUGGUGACGGUGGAAGGUGGGCUUUAUGAGCACUAUCGCAUUUUCAGAAAUUACCUUCAUAGCAGUGUGUGGGAAAUGCUAGGCAAUGAUCUCUCAGACAAUGUCAUCAUUGAACAUUCACAUGGUGGUUCUGGAACUGGAGCUCUGUUCCUUGCUGCUGCUCAAACUCAAACACAUAGUGCAGAUUCUUGA
Messenger RNA from Sphenostylis stenocarpa, 1470 nucleotides. Lineage: Eukaryota; Viridiplantae; Streptophyta; Magnoliopsida; Fabales; Fabaceae. The record is from the annotation of a GenBank genome assembly.